Molecule: messenger RNA, 648 nt
Organism: Striga asiatica
Lineage: Eukaryota; Viridiplantae; Streptophyta; Magnoliopsida; Lamiales; Orobanchaceae
Source: the annotation of a GenBank genome assembly
AUGCAUCUGUUCUGUUCCAUUAUAGCGGCGGUUAUCUUACACGUGCCAUACGGAAUGGAGCACAUGCUUUUGAUGGAUCUUUCGAAACUCUGUUACCUUUUCAACAAGCAGCUCAAGAACAGUGACGUGAGUAGCCUCAGAAGAAUGGUCCUCCCAAAGAAAGACGCCGAGACUCAUCUCCCCGUUCUUGAGACAAAGGAAGGGAUCUCUAUCUACAUGCUUGAUAUGGAUGGAGUUCACGAUUGGUGGUUCAAGUACAGAUACUGGCCAAAUAACAGCAGCAGGAUGUACGUCCUCGAGUCCACUGGGGGAUUUGUCAACGCUCACCACUUAGUAACUGGUGAUUACAUUCUCGUCUACCAAAACUCUGAUGAUGGACGAUACGUUAUUGAAGCAAAGAAGAAGGUAGAAUAUGAAGCUUCGAGGGCCUUCAACGAACAUCUCGCAAUAAACGAGUCAACAGCCGACUCCCAAUUCCCUCCAAUCCCUGAUCAAGAAAAUUUAUAUGAAUACGAGUACGAGUACAAUGCUGCAUUCAUGGAUGACUCGCCCCUCGAUUAUGUUGGCGAUUCGAUAAACUUACCGAGGUUUGAACCCGAGAUAAAUUUUGAAUCCAUGGGAGAUUAUGAUAAUAAAGACUUGCUGUGA